Molecule: messenger RNA, 480 nt
Organism: Rotaria sordida
Lineage: Eukaryota; Metazoa; Rotifera; Eurotatoria; Philodinida; Philodinidae
Source: the annotation of a GenBank genome assembly
AUGAGAAAAUGUGAAGAAGGACGAGCUGCACCAUCGAAUGAAAUUUGUCUAAUAAAUAUUGAAGAAAGAAAAACAAUUGUUAAUAAAUUAAUUCAUAGUGCUAAAAAUUGUUGUCGUGUUUGUGUAGAAAAUAAAUAUUGUCGAUUAGAACCAUAUCGUCCAUCUACAUCGAAAGCUACAUUUGUUGACGAAAUAUUUUCAAGAACACAUCAUAUGCAAUGCAUACCAACAUUUAGUGAUGAUCGAACAUCAGUAACAGUUUAUUUUGUUGAACUUGAAGAAAUUAUUGAAGAAAAUAAAUAUAAAUUUCGAAUAAUUGCUUGUAAUCAAGUUGAUCAACCAUAUCCAAAAGACCGAUCAAGAAUUAUUGUUGCUAAAAAUUCAUUUAGCAUGUCAUAUGAUUUUUCAGAAAAAAACAUGGGUACACGUAUUCAUUUACCUAUAAGUGCGAUUGGUAAUGAAUGGUUUGAUUUAAAUUAG